Cladocopium goreaui is the source of this 765-nucleotide messenger RNA. The record is from the annotation of a GenBank genome assembly. Lineage: Eukaryota; Dinophyceae; Suessiales; Symbiodiniaceae.
AUGUCGCUCUUCAGCUCAUCCGCAUCUGCGGUCAGCAAUUUCACCGAAACCUUUGCUACCGACGACAGCGACUGGCUCGAUGGAGCUUCUGGAACCCCCGACUACUUUCCCGAGUACAUUUCCUACGCUCCUGCCCCCUUCAAUUCAGGUGCCGGUGGGUUUGGAGAUCCUCUACAGAUCCUGUUCCGUGGUAACGCCGGCAACAACGCUAGUGGUGGAGCCUUUGUUGGUGACUGGCUGGCCGAUCAAGUUACGUCGCUGAGCGUCGACGUGCGGCAUAACUACACCACCGACCUGAAUCUUUACGCUCGAUUCAAUCGCGGAUUCGGGCAAGCUGCCAGCCUGGCCAACAUCACCGACUUCGCGAUUGCUCCCAACACCUGGACUACAAUCGAGAUCCCCAUCACCGACAGCAACCCUCCCUUCGUCUCGUAUGGAGCCGGAAACUUCAACUCCGUAUUCACAGGCAUUCAAGAUAUCCAAGUCGGGCUCUACCUACCCGCCAACACCGACUUCGAUACCCUGCGAUUCGAUCUGGAUAAUGUACAACUGACCGUGGUUCCCGAGCCCAGCACGCUAGUCAUGUUCGGCCUGGGUCUCAGUGCGUUAGGCGAUGUUUCUUUCCAGAUGCAAUGCCGACGGCAACACCAGCAUGUGAAGAACGUUGCGCCGGCCAACCUCCUCUCACCUCAGCAGGGAAUUCUACCGCACGACAUGCUGACUCUACAGCCACCAUUCCGUGGCAAGGCAGCCACGGCCGGCUAG